This is a messenger RNA of Rotaria sordida, 783 nucleotides long. NCBI's taxonomy places the organism in Eukaryota, Metazoa, Rotifera, Eurotatoria, Philodinida, Philodinidae. The record is from the annotation of a GenBank genome assembly.
AUGGCAUCUUUUGAAAAAAAAAAAAUCUCGACGACUAAAGAUCAAGAUUUGGUCACGGGCCCUGGCAAAAAAGCAUUACAGGUAGCUACGGAAACUAAGAAGGACAAGCAACAAAAAGAACGUCCAAACGCCUUUUUAGCUUUUCGAAUCAUGAAUCAACAAAUUGUGCAUCAUGCCGCUGAAAUUCAGAAGGAAAUCAUUCAAUCAAAUCCACUUCUCUCACAAGCUAGUGUUUCCAUUGCGAAGCUUCACAUAACACUCAUGGUAUUCGAACUGAAAAACGAUGAAGAUAAACAAAGAGCUCAGCAAUGUUUGAUUAAAGCAUGCCACCGCAUUCGCAUGGCUCAACUGGUGCCACCUCAAAUUCGCUUUGCUGGCCUGUCCAACUUUAACGACAGAGUUCUGUUCAUGAAUCCCGUCAAUGAUGCACAUCUCGAUGUGCUCAAACAAAUUGCUACAAUUUGUCGAGAAACAUUUGAAGAAAAUGGAAUAUUGCGGCUUGAUAAUCGUCCGUUACAUCCUCACCUCACAUUAUUUCAACUAAAGCAGGGUUCCGUAUAUGAAGGAUUGACAAAGAUUGAUUCAAGGUUAUACACGAAAUUUGCGGAUAAACAAUUUGGCACUGAAAUUAUGCGAUCGCUUCAACUGUGUAACAUGAAAAGGAUACGAGCCGAUGGAUACUAUGAAGUAUUUCUUGAAGAAUCACCAUAUUCAUUGGGAAAUACUGUUAAUAAACGAAUGUAUGAUAAUAUUCGAGACCAAAGUCUUUUAAAAUUAGAAUAA